AUGCUUAUUCUUGCGCUCUGCCGGAUCUGUGAGCCUAUUGCUUUCAUGUCCAUUUUCCCUUACAUCUACUUCAUGAUUGAAGACUUUCACAUCACGGAUGAUCCCAACAAGAUCUCCGUGUAUGCUGGGAUGGUCACUUCGGCGUUCACCUUGGCAGAGUUCUCUACGGGCGUCUUGUGGGGAAGACUUAGCGACAGGCUUGGCCGCAAGCCUAUCCUUCUCAUGGGCCUAACGGGAACUGCAAUCAGUGCUUUGAUCUUUGGAUUUGCGCCUAGCCUCUCCGUUGCCCUUUUUGCAAGGGCAAUGGGUGGUCUGCUGAAUGGAAACAUUGGGGUUCUACAAACCACGGUUGCAGAGCUUGUGACUGUCAAGGAACACCAGCCACGAGCAUAUACGAUCAUGCCUCUGGUGUGGUGUCUUGGAUCGAUUAUUGGUCCCAUGAUUGGCGGCGCCCUCGCCCGGCCCUGCAUUACAACUGCCUGGUUACGAGACGACGGAAAACUCUCCCGAACUCACGUCAAGCCCUGGGUCAGGCGCACCGGAGCCUCUGACCUCGAAUCUACCGGGGAGAUUGCUGUUCCAGUAAAGCAGAGCAACGUGAUCUUCACCAAGCCUGUCGUCCUUAACAUCAUCUCCUACGAGAUUCAGCUUCCGUUCAAAUUCGUCUCCGGAUUCGGGCUGGACACCAAGGAGAUUGGUGUCAUCCUUGCUGUGCAAGGCUUCUAUUCCAUGGUAUCAACCGUCUUUCUCUUCCCGCUCGUUUGCCAGAAGCUGGGCGCACUGAAGCUGUUCAGGCUUUUGGCAAUCUCAUACUUCCUCCUGUACUUGAUGACCCCGUACGUGGUUCUCCUGCCGGAGCGCUAUCGUAUGGUCGGCAUCUACAUCAUGGUCAUUUGGAAGUGCACAUUUUCCACCAUGGCCUACCCUAGCAACGCCAUCUUGCUGACCAACUCGGCGCCAACCCUCCUGUCGCUGGGGACCAUCAACGGUCGGCUACUCCGGGUUGGCGUGGUGGUGCAGCGGUGCUGUUACCAUCGCUGGCGCAUUUUGAGUCUACGACUUACCGAACCUCGUGGUCGUCUUGACGAGGCCGAUGAGAACCCCAACGACGCCCCCGAGCAUACGGCCGAAGCAGGCUCAAGUGGCCAAGAUCGCAGCCACUAA
Parascedosporium putredinis is the source of this 1164-nucleotide messenger RNA. NCBI's taxonomy places the organism in Eukaryota, Fungi, Ascomycota, Sordariomycetes, Microascales, Microascaceae. The record is from the annotation of a GenBank genome assembly.